CCCCCACAGAGUUCCCAGCAGCUCCGCAGCCGCUCCCUGAUUGGUCCUUCCGCUGCGGCCGCGGCCGCUGGAAGCGCCUCCUCUCAUAAACCCAGUCAGAGCGCACCGACGCUUCCCAUUACUCCCAGGAGAAGAAGUAGCAGCAACAGCAGCAGCAACAGCAAGCUGGGACACUUCAGCGACUUUAUGGCAAACAAGUAGAAGGGUCCAUUGCCCUCUGAUAAAUUUUUUUAUUACUCCGAUUGUGUAUGGAAAGUGCUCCUGGAUGGACCUGGGUGAAAACAGCUGGUCCAUGGUCAAGCGAGAAGUUUCCAGCAGCCCAGGCUCGCCGGCCGACCAGAGCUACCUGCCCGGUGACAGCAGCAGGAGGGACGGGCCCACGCCACCAAGCGAGCUCGACGUGCUGGGCCACCGCCGCCCGGACAGGUCGCUGCACUCCUACCUUCACUUCGGACACCACGGCAACGCCGCGACCGCCGGCGAGGACAUCCCGCUGUUUACGGACUUGGAUCAGGGGAGCAAGCUCGUCCUCUCCGCCGGGGCACACAAGGCGAGCCUGCUGGUGGACCCCGCCGACAUGUACCAAACUUUGGCCAUCGCCGCAGCCCAAAGCCAGACUGGAUAUGAUUCCUCCUCCGGUGGUUACAUGCACUCCAGCCCCAACUCACCGGUCUACGUGCCCAGCUCCCGGGUGAACCCGAUGAUUUCCAGCCUCUCCUACCUGCAGGCCGGCGGCUCCGCGCAGCCCGGCCACGCCGUCUCCAGCCACUCGGUGUGGUCGCAGUCCACCCCGGAGAGCCCCUCCUCGUACAGCACCGGGAGCCCACACACAUCCAGCCGGUUCCACUACCCUCCAAGCCCGCCCAUGAACAAUGGAGGACCCAGGGACAGCGGCUACACAAACGUGGGCAGCAGGGACCAGUACGGCCUCUCCCGGUCCCUCAGUGGGACCUACCCGAACCCAUACUCCCCUUAUGUGGCACCUCAGUUGCCCUCACCUUGGACCGGGGGACCUUUUGAUAACACCAUGCUGCACACUUUGCAAAGCAGGGGUGCGCCCUUGAUUAGAGGUCCAAACGGAGUUUCAGACAUCCUGGAGGACAUGGCGGAGAGCAGGGAAUGCGUGAACUGCGGCUCCAUCUCCACGCCGCUGUGGAGGCGUGACGGCACGGGCCACUUUCUCUGCAACGCCUGCGGCCUCUACAGCAAAAUGAAUGGGCUGAGCCGGCCAUUAAUUAAACCGCAAAAAAGGACGUCAACCUCCAGAAGGAUCGGCCUCUCCUGCGCCAAUUGUCAGACCAGCACAACGACCUUGUGGCGCAGGAACGCAGAAGGAGAACCGGUGUGUAACGCAUGCGGGCUCUAUACUAAACUACACGGGGUACCUCGACCGCUCGCCAUGAAAAAAGAGGGAAUCCAGACACGAAAAAGAAAACCGAAAACUUUGAGUAAAACCAAAGGAUCUUCGGGCACUAACAACUCUGUCUCCAUGACUCCCACAUCCACCUCCUCAUCCAAUUCUGAAGACUGUUCCAAAACCAGCUCUCCCUCUGCACAAGUGUCAGGGGUCAGUUCGUCCGUGCUGCCUGGCUCAGGGGAGGGAGCAGGUUCUGGCUCUGUGGUGAAGUACCCAGGACAGGACAGCCUGUACACCAGCGUGGGUUUGACCCAGUCGUCAGAUGUAGCUUCAGUGAGGGGGGAACCCUGGUGCCCUAUGGCCUUGGCCUAAACACUCAAAGUUUUGUGUGUGUGUGUGGACAGAAAUCCAUGAAAUCUCCUAUUCUGUCUGGACGCUGUGGCGUGGAUAUAGCUGGAGGACGGUGUUUGCUUUCUGCCCCCCUUCAGCCGAGAAGAAGAAUCUGACACGGGGGGGAAACAAGGACGAGACGGGCAUCAGUCACAGCUUAACCUUGAUCCGCACAUGGAAUAUCUGGGAUUGGCGCUGGCGUCUUGCAGUCAGUGGAAACGUCAAGCAGUUAGGUGUCCUGCAGGAUGGUUUUAAGCCUGUUGUUCACUCUGAUCUCUCCCAUCAGUGGUUCUUCAAAGAAAGCCGUCGUGUAAAUAACAGAUUUCCUCUCUGCAGAAGACACUGCUGAUUGGACACAAGUGCUUGAUGAAGCACUGAGGACGUUUAGAUUGUUCUUCUUUAUUCUCCCCACAACUGGAAUCAUACCAUAAGUGCUGAGAUGACUUUGAUAAAUCAAAAUAAAAAAUAUAUAUAUUUAUAAAUCUGCAAUUGUUGAGAACGUGGCUAUGAUUGUUAAUAAAGAUAUCAAUAUAGAGCAGAUGUUAAACCAUUCUGAUGUGGUUUUUUAAAUGUUUUUAAGUGUUUGUUAAAUUCGCAUGUGUUUUUCCACUGAAAGCUCUUACUGCUUGUGUUGAAAGUAGUUUGGUUAAAACAGGGUAUAAAUGUCAGUGUUUUUUCUUUGAUCAUUUACUUCAAAACAUGGAAAUUAUUGAUUCCUUCUUGUUUUAUACAUUAAAACGUUGUCAGCUAUGGGGACGAGUAAGGUACUAUUUUUAAGAGAUGUUUGCAUGCAAUUGGAUGUUGUGUUUGAACAAAGCUCAGCUGGUAUAACUGAACGGCUGCACUACCUGACUCACCAUAAACUUUACACAUUUUACAAUUCUAGCAUGUACUGUUUCAUCAUUUUCAACACUGAAUUAGAUCAAAGUGGAGAGCAUGGUCACCGUUGAAAUACUUCAUGCUAAUUUGAUUGGAUUAAUAACUGUAAUAAGCUGUUAGGAGAUCCUGUGAUUUGUUUUGGAGAAUCAAAAUGACUGGGAUCCAGAGUCGGCCCAAGGCAUAAGCGAACUAAGCACCCGUGGUUGGCUUCACAGCCAACAGGGGGCCUUUGGGAGCACUAAGACUGUCACAAAUGUCAGGUUUACAAAAAUAGUGCAUCAGUGUUAAUCGUGCAAAUUGUUUGAUGUUUGAAGUCUUGUAUGGAAAUGAAUGUCGCUGGACUUUUUUUCUGAGUAAACUAUGUUGUGGCUAUUUUUACUCUCCAUCUUUCUGCAAAGAUCAAUUACCCAAAUGGCAGAAGUAACAACAAACUACUAUGAUAAUGGUUAUGUGUGAUAUAUAAUGCUAAAACAUGGUAGCCUAAAGGACCCCACAUCACAUUUUGUCUAGGGCCGGUCCCAUAUGCCUCGAAGCAGCCUUGGACCGACUCUGCUGGGACCACAAUUCUGCUUCCCAACCUGAGUUGGGUUUUUUGGAUCCUCGUUGUUUUUGAGGGAUUAAAAAAAAAAGUAAAAUCACUCAACUCCAAAGAGACUGAACCCUGGAGGCAGUUUCCUGAGAUUGAUGUAAGCUUCUACUUUUUCCAGAACUUGUUUCAUUCUUGUACAGAUCUUGUCAUUCCCUCCCUCGAACUUAUUUAUUUCUUAGAAUACCAUGCUCUCUUCUAUUUUUUAUGUUUUAUUUUUUCUGGAACAUCAUGGGAAAUUAUUAUAUUUAAAUCCAGUCCAAUAAAUCGUUCUGAUGAAGCAAAUAAAUUUAGUGUUUGUUUGAAAAGCAGGACACUAUUUUAAAGGGAGAGCGUCAGAGAUGGGAAUUUAUGGAGAGAGCUGUGGUGUUGAGCGCUCAACAUUCCUUAUGAGUCAUUCACAUCUAGGCUUUCACUCCCUGUUUCUGUUUUGUAGGACGAAGGCUUUAACUUGUUAGAUGUUUUCAAGACCAACUAAUGGAUGGAAAGAAAAAAAAAUGCUUCUUUUAGAUACAUUCAGAUGUAAAAAAUGAAUCUGUAGCCAAAAAAUAUAAAAUUUGCUUUUAAGUUUCA
Molecule: messenger RNA, 3785 nt
Organism: Girardinichthys multiradiatus
Lineage: Eukaryota; Metazoa; Chordata; Actinopteri; Cyprinodontiformes; Goodeidae
Gene: gata6
Product: GATA binding protein 6
Exons: 7
Coding region: 266-1729 (487 amino acids)
Biological process (GO): cell fate commitment; negative regulation of transcription by RNA polymerase II; epithelial cell differentiation
Cellular component (GO): nucleus
Molecular function (GO): zinc ion binding; DNA-binding transcription factor activity, RNA polymerase II-specific; RNA polymerase II cis-regulatory region sequence-specific DNA binding
Source: RefSeq, a predicted model, not a curated record